AUGCAUUUGGCGAAGGAAGUUCCAGUUAAUGGUGGCGGUGGCCACCAUACUUCCGUCGUGAACGGCCAUAAGAGCAACGGUGUGCACUGGAGCAAUGGCACAGAUUCUCCCGCAUCUACACCGGCAUACACCGCCCGUGGGACGCGCACAGAAGAAGAGAAUGAAUUAAUAAUAAGCAUUCCGAAAAGCACAUCUCAAUCGGAUGUUCUUGAGACACUCAUCACAAGCUGGAUUAUACUUGUGCAAAGAUAUCAGCGGGAUGCAUUCCGCGCUAUCUCAUGGGGCCUCAAAGACGCUGCUAACUCCGAACUGCAAUGCAUUUCUGCAGAACAAUUACAACUGCAGGAUUUAUCCACCGCAGAAGAUCUUCUUCAAGCAGUACGGAAAGUAACAUCAAAAACCAUCGUUAGUGAGCGAGGCUCAGAUCCGAUCCUUGUUUUCAAGGAUGGCACACCAGACGAGUGGAGAUUCCAGACUUUUGCUGUGCAACUACGGCCUACUUCCAUCUACGCUACUUCGCAAUGGAGAGUACCCGAGAUGUCUCUGCACCAAGCAGUCACACAACUCCACAUGCUUUCCGACAUUGUCGCUACUGUUUUCCAAGAUCGACAGUACUUAUUAUCACAUUUCAACAGCCCUACCCAAACUGAAUUAGACGAGCUGUGGUCCUGGAAUACUCCAGUUCCUCCUACUAUCGAUAGAUGUAUGCACGACAUUUUCUCUGAGCAGGCUCAGAAACAUCCCGACAAGCCCGCUGCGGACGCUUGGGAUGGCAUUUUGACGUUCGGCCAAGUAGACCAAUAUUCAACAGAAUUGGCACAAACAUUAUUACUGCUAGACGAUAAGCCGUCCGUCGUUCCAGUGUUGAUCGAGAAAUCACGAUGGGCAAUGGUCUGCGUGCUCGCGGUCAUGAAAUCCGGAAACACGUUCGUUCUCCUCGACCCUGUUCAGCCCCAGGGCCGACUGAGCGCCAUCAUCGAGCAGACCAAGUCUCGAAUCAUCGUCGCUUCAAAGGCACAGGCAUCACUUGCUGCUCAGGUAGCAGCCAAUGCUACGAUAGUGCCUGUGUCCGAAUCGAAAUUUGCAAAUGUGUACUCCCCGUUCGCAGAGCAACAACCCAAAACUUCUCUGCCUCCAGUGGACCCAUCGGUACCUAUGUAUGUUCAAUUUACAUCCGGAAGUACUGGAAAGCCAAAAGGUUGCAUGAUAUCGCACCGGCAAUACGUCUCUGGAGCGAUCGAGAGGCCUCCUGGUAUCGGUUAUAAGAGCACCACUCGAUCACUUGAUUUCGUCAGCUACGCAUUCGAUGUCAGCAUUGAUACCAUGUUCUUCACGCUAUCUCAAGGUGGAACUCUCUGCAUAACAUCUGAUGAGCGACGCAUGAAUGAUCUCAACGGUGCCAUGCGGGACUUGCGAGUCAAUUUCGUGGGCCUGACACCAUCUGUCGCGCGAACCCUCGAGCCAGAUGUGCUUGAUCAACUCGAUACGCUAGCUGUAGGUGGUGAAGGCGUUGCAUCGAGCGAUGUCAACGAGUGGCUCAAACGAUGCAGUCGAGUUGUUAAUGCGUAUGGCCCUUCAGAGUGCACAGUUGGAGCCACAUACAACAAUCAUCCUGGCAAAUAUCCCUACAUCACGAUCGGCAAAGCAUCUGGCUGUGUGUGCUGGUUGACUGAUCCAGGUGACCACAACAAGCUCGUGCCAAUCGGCGCGGUUGGUGAACUGUUGAUUGAGGGUCCCAUUGUCGGAAUGGGCUACUUGGAUAACCCCGAGAAGACGAAUGAGGUUUUCAUAGAAGAUCCUGGCUUCCUCACUGCCGGAAGCUCACAUUUCCCCGGUCGUAGAGGUCGAAUGUACAAGACAGGAGAUCUAGUCCGCUACGAUCCCGAUGGCAAUGGCGAAAUGGUCUUUAUCGGUCGUCAAGACCAGCAAGUCAAGCUCCGUGGCCAGCGCAUCGAGCUCACCGAGAUCGAGUACAACAUGAAGAAACACCUACCUGCAGAUACUCAGGUUGCAGCCGAGGUCAUCAAGCCUGGCGGAACGGGGACGCCAGUUCUCGUCGCUUUCAUUGUCGAGAAGCGCUUCGCAGACGGAGAGUAUCCGGACGGCAGCAUCUUCGGCUCUUUCUCGACAAAGUUCCUAACAGCCCUGAAGGAUAUGACGCAGAAGAUCUCUCAGGAUCUACCAGUGUACAUGGUACCUGCUACAUAUAUCCCUAUUUGGACAAUGCCAGCUCUCGUGUCCUCGAAGACAGACAGAAAGAAGUUGCGUGAGAUUGGUACCAUGAUCGACCGACAAAGUCUGCGUCGCUUCAACGCUGCCAUGACUGAUCACGUCAAACCAACAACAGAGAUGGAACUUGCAAUAUGCGCCAUAUGGGUAGAUAUCCUCGGUGGUAGUGAUGAGUUCAGCGCCAACGACAACUUCUUCAGCAUGGGCGGUGACUCGAUUCGAGCAAUGAAGCUUGUUUCUGCUGCUGGAAAGCAGAACAUUCGGCUCAACGUGGCGAAUAUCAUGAUGAAUCCCACCUUGGCCGGCAUGGCCAAAACGGCCCAGGUCGUUUCUAGCGACGAAACUGAUGAUAUCCCAGCGUUUUCGCUUCUGCCAAAGGGCUGGAAUGUUGACAAUGCCAUUGCUGAGGUCGCAUCGGCAUGCGGAAUAUCCAAAGAUCAAGUCGAUGACAUUUAUCCCUGCACACCUUUGCAAGAAGGUCUCAUCGCGCUUUCCACCAAGAACUCUGGAGGUUUCGUAGCGCAGCGUGCCCUAGAGCUCCCUCUUGCGACGGCAACACGCUUAAGAGAUGCCUUCCGCGUCGCCGUGGCGGAGAGUCCAGUACUGCGCACUCGAAUUGUGAGUGCAACUGGGCGCGGACUCGUCCAGGUAGUCGCCAAAGGAUCGCUCACCGACUUCGAAGAUGAUAAUUUGGAAAGAUACCUUGAGCAAGAUCGCCAGACUCCCAUGGGUCUCGGAACCCCAUUGUUUCGCUUUGCACUCAUCUCCGGCAGCGGCAAAGAGAAGGCUCAAGUGGUUUUGACCAUGCAUCACGCAAUCUACGACGGCUGGUCCGUUCCACUAAUGUGCGAGCGAGUCAAUCAGAUCUACAAGGGCGAAAAGCCCACACCAACGGUCGAUUUCAAGCAGUUCAUCCGAUUCCUUCUGAGUAUCGACAAGUCUGAGUCGGAUGAGUACUGGAGAAAGUAUUUGGACGGCGCACAUCCAGUGCAAUUCCCCCCUCUUCCAGAGCCAACUUAUCUCACCAAAUCGGACUCUUUAUAUGAAUACCAUGUCACUCUUCCAAGUGCUGCUCAUUCGCAGACUACUAUGGCAAAUUUGAUCCGUGGCGCUUGGUCUCUAGUUUCCCAGCUUUACUUGGGACAUCACGACGUCGUUUUUGGCGAGACUAUCAUCGGACGUUCAGCUAGCGUUCCUGGUGUCGAAUCGAUUGAAGGACCAAUGAUCACAACCUUCCCUGUGCGCGUGCACAUGGAUAUGGAACGUACCGUCAACCAACACAUGCAAGACAUCCAGGCUACAUACGUCAAACAAAUUCCAUAUGAGCAUGUGGGACUUCAAAAUAUCAGUCGCGUCUCGGCUGACGCACGUCACGCUUGCGAGAUCAGGACUGGACUUGUUAUCAAUCCACCUGAAAUGAAUCCCGAAGGUCUUCCAAGCUUAGAAGAGGAACCUGCUGGCGGUUUCGUUCCUCCGGAUGCUGCCGCUGCGGCGGAAGAGGCGCGGAAGUUCAACACUUACGCGUUGAUGCUUGUGUUCACAUUGGAAGAGAAUGGCUUCCUCAUCAUGGCCGCUUGGGACUCAAACUGCCUUUCUUACUCCGCACUGGAAAGAGUACUGGGAGUUUUCGAUCGCGUCAUCACCAAGUGCUGCGAGAACCCUCAGCUCCGUCUCGUCGAUGUAGCCAAUCUCAAUAAAGAAGAGUCGGCCGAUGCCGAAGCAAUUCGCCCCGUCGGAAUUACACUUAGCGAACCACCUGCAACUGUUUCGCAGACCGCUAAACAAUCUACUGGCGAGGCUUCAGGAGUCCCUAUCACCGAAGAUGAGCAGCGGCUACGCAGCGUUCUUGCGCCUAUUUUGGGCCUCGCAGAGAGUGAUAUCCUGCCGUCAGAUUCGUUCUUCGAACUCGGAGCAGAUUCCAUCAGUGCUAUGCGCUUUGCUUCAGACGCUCGUCCCCAUGGCUAUGAAAUUACAGUCGCCCAGAUUUUCAAGACACGCACCAUUUCGGCGCUUGCAGCAAGUAUUCAGUCAUCAAAGGAAUCGAAACUCAAGGAGACCAUCGGGCGUGUUCUAGACAUCCCGGCGGAGACGAUCGACCUUGGAAAGAACUUCAACGACUUGGGAGGAAACUCCGAAGCAGCAUCUCAAUUUAUUGCUGAAGCCCGAUCGCAAGGUCUCGUCAUCGAAGCCGCGCAGCUUUCUCAGAAUGUGCCUUUAUCAGCUCUUCUCUCUCAAAAAGAGACUGGCACCUCCACGGCAGCGGAGAACACUGAUCUGGAUGCGCCAUUCGCAGCCCUUACUGGAGAUCUGCAAUCGUUGACUGCGGAGGACCUUCAACCUCAUCUGCAGAACAAGGAAUGGAAGAUAAGAAACGCUUACCCAACAAGACCUCUUCAGAAGUACUCCGUAGAUGCUACCGUCAAUCUUCCUAGGUUUGCACUUCGAUACGAGGUGAUCCACUUUCCUGCUUUCAUCGAUCAGGCCAAGCUGCAGCGUAGCUGCGAAGAACUUGUUGCGCGAAACGAGGCACUUCGGACGGUGUUCAUCCCCUACGCAAACCAGACCUUGGGUGUUGUGAUUGAUAACCUUCAUGCGGCUUUCGAACAGAUUUCCGUUCCGGAAGGAGAAAACAUCGUAGAAUUUGCGAAGAAAUUCUCCAACGAAGACAUCGAGAAGCCUAAGCCUCAUGGCUCCUCGUUUGUGGGCUUUUUGCUAUUCACCUCGUCUGACAAUAAAGAAGCGGUCCUUGUGUUCCGCAUCAGUCACGCACAAUAUGAUGAGAUAUGCCUUCCCGGGCUAUAUGAACAGCUCGUAAGCCUAUAUUCCGGUACCACUGUUCCUGCCACCGUGCCCUUCACCCGGCACGUGAACUACUGCAUAAACAAGAGCAUACCAGAGUCCAUACCAUACUGGAAGGAAUUGCUCGACGGCUCUCAGAUCUCCAUUCUUUCGCCACCUGAACCACCGAAGAGCAACGAAGCCGUGGACAUAUACCGAGAAUUCGACAUUUCCACCCGACCAUCCGGCAUCACCAUCGGCUCGCUCCCCACCGCCGCCUGGGCAGUCGUCCUAGCGCGCCGUUUGAGCAUCCGCGACGUCGUCUUCGGCGAAGUUGUGACCGGCCGCGCCAUCGGCACGCCCGACGCCGAUCGCAUCUUCGGCCCUACCUGGAACUACGUCCCUUUCCGCGUCCCCUUCCAGGACUCAUGGACAUACCGCGACCUCUUGGAAUUCGUACAGACGCAACACGUCCAGUCAGCUGCGCAUGAGAGCAUGGGUCUCAGCGAGAUCGUCGAGCACUGCACGAACUGGGAUCCCAAGAAGGUGACUUGGUUCGACACGGUUGUCCAUCAAGCUCCAGGAAUGACUGAGAGCAUGAGCUUUGGUAAUGUGGCUGCGACGUUCGAGAUUACCUACCCGCAUGCAGAAACUCUGAGGGAGUGGAAGUGCCAGGCUUUCGUUCAGGAUGGCGGUAACAAGCUCGGAGUUGAGAUUGUCGCUUUCAAGGAGUGGAAAGACACUGCCGAUGCCUUGUUGCAGGAGGUAGGCGAGGUACUCGCUAGUUUGGUCAGUGGGUCUACUGAGAAGGUGUUCUAG
Aaosphaeria arxii CBS 175.79 is the source of this 5826-nucleotide messenger RNA. Its product is annotated as acetyl-CoA synthetase-like protein. The record is from RefSeq and is a predicted model, not a curated record. Gene Ontology annotation, biological process: secondary metabolite biosynthetic process; amino acid activation for nonribosomal peptide biosynthetic process. Gene Ontology annotation, cellular component: cytoplasm. Gene Ontology annotation, molecular function: phosphopantetheine binding; catalytic activity. Lineage: Eukaryota; Fungi; Ascomycota; Dothideomycetes; Pleosporales. The transcript has 2 exons. Bases 1 to 5826 code for a protein of 1941 amino acids.